CACAAAUAAUCUGAUUGAAAAAUCAGGGAGGGGAACAGGGGCAAAAAAACAGAGAGAGAAAAAAGGAGAAGUAUCUAUUUCAGCAGACUGCGACUAAGUGAAAAGUGGAAGAGGAGUCCUGAGAGGAGGCAACGUCUGGCUUGUCUGGGGAGAUUUCAAGGCGAAUCCAGUAAAGCAAAGUCCCCCAAACAGUGAAUGGAAAAUGCCACGUUCCUUUUUGGUGAAGAGCAAGAAGGCUCACAGCUAUCAUCAGCACCGCUUUGUGGAAGAUGACCUGCCUAUACUCACAUGGGAUCCAAUAACCUCUCCCUUCACUGCCAUAGGAGACAAGACACCAGAGGACAUCAAGAAACAGGACCUAGAAUGUGUGGUUCCAAAACAAGAAAAGGACCCAUCUGAAAUGAAAGAAGAAAGUGUCUCUGUCCAUUACCUGAGCAGGAUGCUGCCAGGUCCUUCAGCUCCAGAGAUGGCCAUCCCAGGUGUGCAGAUCAAAGACUGCACUAACACAAGCAGCAGCCCUACCUUCUACAAAACCGGCUUUUCUUGGGACGCCUUCCACUUGCCGUACAGCUACCGACAGAUGUCUUCCAGCAUGCAGUCAGCCCUCUUGGAGCACCCAGUCAGCCUGUAUGGAAGCCAUCUCCUGCCAAGCACAGAGCCCCCUCUAGAUUACAGCAUGCAUUACUCCUCAGACAUGGAGACCUACCACUGUGUGAAGUGCAACAAGGUAUUUUCCACUCCACAUGGACUGGAGGUCCAUGUCAGAAGGUCUCACAGUGGCACUCGUCCCUUCGCUUGUGAAGUAUGUGGCAAAACCUUUGGACACGCCGUAAGCCUGGAGCAGCACACCAAUAUUCACUCCCAGGAAAGAAGUUUUGAGUGCAAGAUGUGUGGGAAGACAUUCAAACGUUCCUCCACCCUCUCCACUCAUCUCCUGAUCCAUUCAGACACAAGGCCCUAUCCCUGCCAGUACUGUGGCAAGCGCUUCCACCAGAAGUCAGAUAUGAAGAAACACACUUACAUCCACACUGGGGAGAAGCCCCACAAAUGCCAGGUAUGUGGCAAAGCCUUCAGCCAGAGCUCCAACCUCAUCACCCACAGCCGCAAGCACACUGGCUUCAAGCCCUUCAGCUGUGAGCUCUGUGCCAAAGGCUUCCAGCGCAAGGUGGAUCUACGGAGGCACAGAGACACCCAACACAGUCUCAAGUGAGGGAUGGCUCCAGGUCUUUGCUGGAGCUCCCACUGCUGGUGCAUCCUCCAGGGAAAAAAACUCUCCCGAGCAUCUCCAUCCAACAUGGGGCUGCCCAACUCAAAGCUCAUGUAGCAUCCUUUGUUCCUCUGAGGACUGGCAAAGUCGUGUCAUUGGCUUGGGUGUUCUGGCACAUCAGGGCCUUGCACAUCCCAGGCAGUGACAUGGAAGCUUGUGGAAGCUCUCACCUUUCCAUUACAACAGGUACCAGCCCAGAUCUGCCAUCACCUGCACAAAGUGCAAAUUCAGAGGACUUCCUCCAAGGUCACUAUUACUCUGGAUUUACACCAUGUGCAGAAUCUGUGCUUCAUCAGGCUGAGCAGCAGCGAGGUGGGAACUCACGGGCAAGUGGCAGCAACAAUCUGCGCCAAACUAGUGCCAUAACCAUGCUCUGCUUUGAUGGUUAAAAAGAUAAGGCUAGGGCAUGCAAAUAGAUUGUAGUCAGUGGGCUGUGUUCAACCUGGACAGGGCUUCUGCAGAGACAUGCCCAGGCCAUAAAUUCUGGUAACAGACAUCUAAAGUCUUUUUCUUUCAGCAGAGUAUUUACUGUGUUCAAAUGACAAGUUAACUGUGUUGUAUUUUUAGCUUGGAGUGGGAGGAAAAUACUGAAAAAACAGCUCCUAUCCCUAGCUGAUAACAGGGGUCUGUAAAUGCACUCCUCACAUACACCAUGCUGCAAACAUCCCUGGGCUAGUGGCAACCAAGCAAGGACUAGGCAGACGCUAAACAGCCCCACAUCUCAGUGCCACGGGAGAGAGACUGGCUGCUCUUGGAAUCCAGGCUGGUAUGUCCCACAAUAUUUCACUGCAUGCUGGGCAUACCAACCCAGAGCUGUCCUGGGCAAUCCUGUGUCACUGUAUGGUCAGGAAUGGCCCUUGGAUACCAACAUCAAGGGCCAGAGUUCUGCUUUCCAACCACUCUCAAAGGAGGAAGCAGCCUGGUCUGUACAGAUUGGUGUAGCAUGCAAGUACUUCACAAACAUUAUACAAACAGAGCAGUGGUAUUUCCUCCUCCUUCCAGGUCUAGGGGCUGAAGCAAAGCACUGGAACAAGCAAAGAGCCAGUUCUCCUCCAAGCUUUGAUACAUUCUCACUAUAUGACCUUUGACAUGUCAUUGCACUGAGCUCUUAUUUCUCCACCCCUCCUGGUGAUGUGGAGUCAUUCACUCAGGUUUGUAAAGUCCCUUGAGUUCUCAGCAGGAAGGACAAAGUCUUACUAUAGCAUUAAAACAACAAGUCCUUUCAGUUAAGCAGGGCAUUGUAGCAGUGCACAGCCCACUCCAGUCACCCUCUGAGCACAAGGCCUUGGACAAUGGCACCAAUGGGAAGUAUCCUGGAGAAUGGGCUGUGGCACUACCCAUUUCACCCCAGUGAAGAAAGGCUGCCAUCAUGGGCCAAGAGGAAACAGUCCAAAUGGAAAAUUCAUUCAUUUCCAGGAGACAUGAGUCCUGCCCUCAGUUACACUGCUGUAAAUCCAAAGUUAUUCCCCUAAGACCUACAAUGUACUUGCCCCUGUUUUAUGCUAUGCCUAAGCUGUUAGUCAUUAAUAUGUAUUCUGGAAGCUCAAAACAGAGUCUGUACUCCUGGCUUUACUUGUACCCUGUAAAUAUGUAUUUAUACUUAUUUUAAUGUAUAUUUUUAUUGCACUAUUCCAGACAGUGACAACAUGUAUGGGCCUGCUGGGAUUUAUCUGAUAAAUCUGUUUCCUCUCAGUAA
This is a messenger RNA of Colius striatus (speckled mousebird), 2963 nucleotides long. It is a transcript of the gene GFI1B, whose product is annotated as growth factor independent 1B transcriptional repressor. Gene Ontology annotation, biological process: regulation of transcription by RNA polymerase II. The transcript is spliced from 7 exons. The record is from RefSeq and is a predicted model, not a curated record. The coding region runs from base 203 to 1210 and encodes 335 amino acids. Gene Ontology annotation, molecular function: DNA-binding transcription factor activity; RNA polymerase II cis-regulatory region sequence-specific DNA binding. NCBI's taxonomy places the organism in Eukaryota, Metazoa, Chordata, Aves, Coliiformes, Coliidae.